Molecule: messenger RNA, 1383 nt
Organism: Purpureocillium takamizusanense
Lineage: Eukaryota; Fungi; Ascomycota; Sordariomycetes; Hypocreales; Ophiocordycipitaceae
Exons: 3
Coding region: 112-933 (273 amino acids)
Source: RefSeq, a predicted model, not a curated record
GCAUUCUGACAUGUUGGCGGGACUUGAACAGGGGUGAGCAACGCCAGCACGUCCGAGCUCAUCACCAUUGACAAAGAGUUCCCCAAACGUCUGGAGCUCCGCCGCGACAUCAUGGGAGAACACCCCGUCUCGUCCAUGCGAGCGACUCCGAGAGCGGAACCAGCCGUGCGGGAACUCUACGAGUAUCUGGCGGGGUUCUAUCUCCCCAAGCGCUACCCCACGCUGUUCAGGUCCCAUGCAGAAGGGGGGGCCGAAGCUAUGCUUCAGAACCUCGCCUCGGGCGAGAUAUUCCCCCAGCGGGCCCCCAUCUCGACGGAUGCCACGAUGCGGCGCCUCGGCACGCUCGUCGACGAGGACUUCAUGCUUCUCAUGCCGCCGCCGGACGGGGCCAAGGGAGGCGAGUACACGAUGCAGGCAUGGCUCGUCUGCUUCACGAGCGGGUUUGACCUGCCGCCGCUGCUGGGGAAACCCCUCAGCUCCGUCCAUGCCCCUGUCCCGGGGUAUGAGGAGAAACUGGGGCUGAGCAUGACGAGGUGGUUCGAUCGGCUCGAAGUCGGCCGUCUCGCCCGCCGCUACAAUUGGGCCAUCACCAUGCGUGGUGGCUUGAAGCUCAGCCAUGGCGAGAACGCCCUAUACGCAGAUCACGAAACGUCACGGCAGCAGCACCAGCAGCAACAGCAAACUGACGUGGACAUAAGCCAGGCGCAUCUCCGGACGGAGCUCCAGCACAUAUUCAGGCUGCCUUCAUCCCGCGCCGUCGUGCUCAUGUACAAGACGUACCUGUACCCUCUGGCCGACAUAAGAGCCGAAGGGCAGGGCCCGGCGCUCGCGGACGCGAUUGAAGGCCUGGCCAGGGGAAACGCCCCUGGCAUGGCCAAAUACAAGGGCAGCAAGAUCUGGGGCGAGGCGGUAUGCAGGUUUCUCAGAUCCUAGUGCGUUGUCUUUCUUUUCUACCUCUUUGUCCGCAGAGGUCCCUGUUCUCGCAUCCGGUGUCUCUCGCUGUAUUAAAAAUCACUGUUGGAAGGGGUCCUGCCGGGGCCACCGGGCCGGACGUACUACUGAGACAUAUGAGCCAACAUGAACAUUUUUGAUUCACGUACGUACAGCCUGUCACAAACGGUUCUACGGCAAAUUAACAUUCAAUAAGUCCGGCCGUCCGCGGUCAGACUUGCAAACAUGUGCUCGAUCCCCCGUCAAUCGCUGAGACAUGCCUGUUUGUGUCCAGCAAAGAAGAGGUGCCGCCAUAUGAAGGAAUGAUGAUCUUGUGGCUUACGCUAGAUGCACUCGGGGUAUGGAAAAAUCGGACUGUGUAAUAUAACGGUGACCUAAGCCGUGAAACUCGGUGUUGUCUGUAUGAGACUCUGAAGCAAAGUUGGCCUGAAG